Messenger RNA from Sycon ciliatum, 4090 nucleotides. RefSeq names its product DNA-directed RNA polymerase III subunit RPC2-like. Bases 119 to 3514 code for a protein of 1131 amino acids. The record is from RefSeq and is a predicted model, not a curated record. The transcript has 48 exons. Gene Ontology annotation, molecular function: ribonucleoside binding; DNA binding. Gene Ontology annotation, cellular component: RNA polymerase III complex. Gene Ontology annotation, biological process: DNA-templated transcription. NCBI's taxonomy places the organism in Eukaryota, Metazoa, Porifera, Calcarea, Leucosolenida, Sycettidae.
UCCUUAUUGCAUGGAAAUAUCAAGUGCAGCAUGUAUUCGUCUGUAUGACGACUGUCGUUACAGUAUGCGAUGAUAUCAAGUGAACCUUGGUAGUGGAGGUCCUUCGUCAACUGCUGAUAUGGUUGAUGGGAAGGAGGAGGCCGAGGCAGACCUCACCAAGCCUGUGAAGGCGUUAGAGGAAAAAUGGAAAUUGCUUCCAGCCUUUCUCAAGGUGAAAGGACUGGUGAAGCAGCACAUCGACAGCUUCAAUCACUUUCUGAAUGUGGAGAUUCGCAGCAUCGUGAAGGCCAAUGAGAAAGUAGUCAGCACUGCAGAUCCGUCCUGGUAUCUGAAGUAUUUGAACGUUUACGUUGGCACACCGAAUGUCGAUGAAUCGUUUAAUAUCACGAAGGCAAUUUCGCCACAUGAGUGUCGACUGCGCGACAUGUCCUACUCGGCUCCCAUUAUGGUGGACAUUGAGUACAUACGCGGACAGCAGAGAAUCAUUCGCAAGGCAUUCCCCAUCGGCCGGAUGCCAAUCAUGCUGCGUAGCUCACAUUGCGUGUUGCACGACAAGAGUACGUCGGAGCUUGCAAAGCUGAAAGAGUGCCCGUAUGAUCCUGGCGGAUAUUUUGUUGUCCGCGGCACGGAGAAGGUCAUUCUCAUCCAGGAGCAGCUGUCUAAGAACCGAAUGAUUGUCGAAACCGACCGCAAGGGCAUGGUGGCCUGCACUGUAACAAGUUCCACUCAUGAGCGCAAGAGUCGCACCAGUCUGAUCACCAAGCAUCAGCGCCUCUACAUCAAGCAUAACACGUUCACGGAUGAUAUUCCUGUUGUAAUUGUUUUCAAAGCAAUGGGUAUGGAAAGUGACCAGGAGAUUGUUCAGAUGAUUGGCACUGAAGAGGACUUGAUGGCUGGGUUUGCUCCAUCGUUGGAGGAAGCGGCUACCAAGCAGAUUUUCACUUCCCAGCAGGCUCUGGAGUACAUGGGAUCACUGAUUCGUCAGAGAGCAUGGGGAGCCCAGCGGUCGAAGACGGAAGAGGCAUUGGAGGCUCUCGCCGGUAUCAUCCUCGCCCAUGUUCCUGUGGUCGAGUUCAACUUCAGAAUGAAAUGUGCCUAUGUAGCAUUGAUGGUGCGGAGGGUACUCCAGGCGCAAGGCGAGCCGGGCAGAGCUGAUGAUCGAGACUACUAUGGAAACAAGCGUCUCGAGUUGGCCGGCCAGUUGCUGUCACUGCUGUUUGAAGACUUGUUCAAGAAGCUCAACACCGAGUUGAAGCAGUAUGCCGACAAGAUGGCCAACAAGCCGCGGGCAGAGCCGUUCGACAUCACUAAGCAGAUGCGUCCGGACAUAAUCACCAACGGCCUGGUGCACGCCAUCUCAACUGGCAACUGGUCUGUGAAGCGUUUCAAGAUGGACCGUGCUGGUGUGACGCAGGUCUUGUCGCGCCUGUCCUACAUCUCGGCACUGGGUAUGAUGACUCGGGUCAGCAGUCAGUUUGAAAAGACACGUAAAGUGAGCGGUCCUCGCUCGUUGCAACCAUCACAGUGGGGCAUGUUGUGCCCGUGCGACACCCCUGAAGGAGAGGCGUGCGGUCUUGUCAAGAAUCUUGCUCUCAUGACUCACGUCACUGUGGACGAUGAAGAAGCCCCGAUCGUCCGCCUGGCUUUCAACGUUGGUGUUGAGGACUUGCACUUACUGUCAGGAGAGGAGUUCUCAUCACCGGACAUCUACUUGGUCUUUCUCAACGGUAACAUACUGGGUAUCGUGCGCGACUAUGAGAGGCUGGUGAAAACAGUACGGCUCAUGAGACGAGCUGGCCAUAUCUCUGAGUUUGUCUCCAUUUAUCCGAGCAAGCGACAAAGAUGUGUGUUCAUUGCAUCGGACGGUGGUCGGGUGUGUCGGCCCUACAUCAUUGUUGCUGAUGGUCAGCCACGGGUCAAGCAGCAUCACAUCACGGAGCUAACUCGCGGUCUUCGGAGCUUUGAAGACUUCCUCAGCCAGGGCCUGGUGGAGUACCUGGACGUCAAUGAAGAAAGUGAUGCAAUGAUUGCAUUGUAUGAAGCUGACAUCACAUGUGAUAGCACUCAUUUGGAGAUUGAACCUUUCACCAUCCUGGGUGUGUGCGCCGGCCUGAUCCCGUACCCGCAUCACAACCAGUCACCGCGUAACACCUACCAAUGUGCUAUGGGAAAGCAAGCCAUGGGCACUAUCGCUUUGAAUAUGCGUGAAAGAAUUGACACACUGAUGUACGUGCUAGUGUAUCCACAAGCGCCACUGGUCAAGUCCCGGACACUUGAUCUGAUUCACUUUAAUGACCUCCCGGCAGGUCAGAAUGCUACAGUGGCAGUUAUGAGUUACAGUGGCUAUGACAUUGAGGAUGCGCUCAUUCUCAACAAAGCGUCCGUGGAUCGCGGUUUUGGUCGCUGCAUUGUAUAUCGGAAGCAGACCUGCACCCUGAAGCGUUAUGCCAAUCAGAGCUUCGACCGCAUCAUGGGACCAUCGCUGGAUGAACAAACUCGUGAGCCAAUUUACAAACACGCUUGUCUUGAUCGAGAUGGCAUCAUUUCUCCUGGUGAGCAAGUUGGCAAUCGUCAAGUAAUGGUGAACAAGUCCAUACCCACCGUCACCAACCCAUCACUGGCCACUCCACCUGGACCUCAGCAAGCACCACAGCCAGUCCAGUACAAGGAGGCACCCAUGACGUGGAAGGGUCCCGUUUCGCCGUACAUUGAGAAGGUCUUGAUCUCGUCUAACCCUGAUGAGGCAUACCUGAUCAAGCUGCUCCUGCGCAACACUCGACGUCCUGAGAUCGGCGACAAGUUCAGUAGUCGUCACGGACAGAAGGGAGUUUGUGGGCUGAUCGUACCGCAGGAAGACAUGCCAUUCUCUGACUUGGGCAUAUGUCCUGAUGUGAUCAUGAAUCCUCAUGGAUACCCAUCACGUAUGACAGUGGGAAAGCUCAUUGAGUUGCUUGGCGGGAAGGCUGGUGUGUUGGAAGGGUCGUUCCACUAUGGCACUGCAUUCGGUGGUGACAAGGUGGUCGACUUGGCCAAGGUGUUGACAGACAAUGGCUUCAAUUACGGCGGAAAGGACUUUGUUACGUCAGGCUUGACUGGUGAACCGUUGACAGCGUACAUUUUCUUUGGCCCAAUCUACUAUCAGAAACUCAAGCACAUGGUGCUUGAUAAAAUGCAUGCCAGAGCAAAAGGCCCAAGAGCUGUGUUGACCAGACAGCCAACUGAGGGACGUUCACGCGAGGGAGGUCUGCGUCUCGGAGAAAUGGAACGUGACUGCCUGAUCGGCUAUGGCGCCAGCAUGCUUUUACUGGAGAGACUUAUGAUAUCUAGUGAUGCCUUCGAGGUCGAUGUAUGUGGCAAGUGUGGCCUCCUGGGCUAUAUGGGAUGGUGUCACUUUUGUCAGUCGUCCAGCGAAAUCGCCAGCCUUCAGAUGCCGUAUGCGUGCAAGCUUCUCUUCCAGGAGCUGCAGUCAAUGAACAUUGUGCCCCGGCUGCGUCUCGGCGAUCUUGGUGAUUAAUAUACACAAGAGAGCUCAACGUUUGGUUAUGGCUGCCCCACCUCGGUGACAAACAUCUAGUCGGUUGUGGCAACCCUGCUUCUUGAAGAUUUGUACAUAGUGUAAAUAAUUAUAGUUUCAGUUUUUAGAGUGUAACUCGUGUACAUUCUUGUAAAUUUACUACUUAUUUUACCUUCUCAGCAUUCUUUCUGAUGUGUAUUGCUUUUGUGACUAUGCUUUUUUAACACUGCUGUAUGCAGUACUGGAGUGUUAACACAUGGUGGAAAGAGUGUUUGUUGUUGCCGUGUGGUUGUUUGGUUGUUGUUGUCUUUAUUUUAAAAGUGGAAUGGCCCCACUGAGAGGUGGUUAACAGGCACUGACACAAGCUUGCUCUGCGUUGAGAUGAGAUUCUCUAGCUACCCUGCUGUCUUUUUCAAAUUGUUCAGUCUCCACCCGGGCCAUGUCUCUGAAACUAUUCAACAUCAUGACUGCUGGUUUUGUUGGAAUGCGUUUGAUCUCUUUUACACAUAGGAAUUGAAAGUUCACAAUGAUGUGGACAAGCUCGAAUAACGCCGCUAUAAAUAGUUGUCUCUUUGA